This is a messenger RNA of Miniopterus natalensis, 11813 nucleotides long. The record is from RefSeq and is a predicted model, not a curated record. NCBI's taxonomy places the organism in Eukaryota, Metazoa, Chordata, Mammalia, Chiroptera, Miniopteridae.
UCUCUGGAGUGUACAGUUCUGACUCUUUGAAUUUCUUCUUGCAGCUCAUGUUUUCUGGCUAGACCUAUGGUCAUUCCUGUGAGACUUCACUGAAAGUUUUAUCAAGUGUCUUCCUCAUCCCUAAUGCGAAACCCGUCGGCAUGGACCUGCUACUUUAGCUCAGAUGUGACCAGCAAUGAAUAGUAGUAAGGCAGCUUGACAUUUUGUUCAGAUAGACUCACCGUUUCUGACUUCUUUAAAUAUUAAAGCUUAUAAAAGAUAUGUGCUGAUUAGAAGGCUCCCUUGUGCAGUGUGGAGGAGAAGACAGUGCCGUACAAAAAUGGGGUUUGGGAGUGACCUGAAGAACUCACAUGAAGCUGUGUUAAAAUUGCAAGACUGGGAGUUACGGUUACUGGAAACAGUAAAGAAAUUCAUGGCCCUGAGGAUAAAAAGUGAUAAAGAAUAUGCAUCUACUUUACAGAACCUUUGUAAUCAAGUUGAUAAAGAAAGUACUACCCAAGUGAAUUAUGUCAGCAAUGUAUCCAAGUCUUGGCUACUUAUGAUUCAGCAGACAGAACAACUUAGUAGGAUAAUGAAGACACAUGCAGAGGACCUAAAUUCUGGACCCUUGCACAGGCUCACCAUGAUGAUCAAAGACAAGCAGCAGGUGAAGAAAAGUUAUAUAGGUGUUCAUCAGCAGAUAGAGGCAGAGAUGAUCAAGGUUACAAAGACAGAAUUAGAAAAAUUAAAAUCCAGCUAUAGACAAUUAAUAAAAGAAAUGAAUUCUGCCAAAGAGAAAUAUAAAGAAGCUUUAGCUAAAGGGAAAGAAACUGAAAAGGCCAAGGAACGUUAUGACAAAGCCACAAUGAAACUUCAUAUGUUGCAUAAUCAGUAUGUAUUAGCAUUGAAAGGGGCACAGCUUCAUCAGAAUCAGUAUUAUGAUAUCACACUUCCUCUGCUUCUGGACUCCUUGCAAAAGAUGCAAGAAGAAAUGAUAAAAGCACUAAAAGGCAUAUUUGAUGAAUACAGCCAGAUAACUAGUCUUGUUACAGAGGAAAUAGUGAAUGUCCAUAAAGAGAUUGAAAUGUCGGUUGAGCAGAUAGAUCCUAGCACAGAAUACAAUAAUUUUAUAGAUGUUCACAGAACAUCAGCUGCUAAAGAGCCAGAAAUUGAGUUUGAUGCUUCCUUACUAGAAGAGAAUGAGAACCUUCAGGCAAAUGAGAUUAUGUGGAAUAAUUUAACAGCAGAAAGUUUGCAAGUAAUGUUGAAAACUUUAGCAGAGGAACUUGUGCAGACACAGCAAAUGCUCUUAAAUAAGGAGGAGGCUGUCCUGGAGCUAGAGAAAAGAAUCGAGGAAUCUUCUAAGACCCAUGAAAAGAAGUCUGAUAUUGUGCUGCUGAUAAGCCAAAAACAGACACUUGAAGAGCUGAAACAGUCAGUGCAGCAGCUGAGGUGCACUGAGGCAAAGUUUACAGCACAGAAAGAAUUACUAGAGCAAAAAGUACAAGAAAAUGAUGGGAAAGAGCCACCUCCGGUAAUAAAUUAUGAAGAAGAUGCACGAUCAGUUACAUCUAUGGAAAGGAAGGAGAGGCUAUCCAAAUUUGAGACUAUUCGUCAUUCAAUUGCUGGAAUAAUUAGGUCUCCAAAAUCUGCAUUGGGCUCUUCAACAUACUGUGAUACGACGAUCCCCAUAAGUGAGAAGCCCCUGACAGAACAGGACUGGUACCAUGGUGCAAUUCCCAGGAUAGAAGCGCAAGAUCUGUUAAAACAACAAGGAGACUUCUUGGUGCGAGAGAGCCAUGGGAAACCUGGUGAAUAUGUCCUUUCUGUAUUUUCUGAUGGACAAAGGAGACACUUUAUCAUACAAAAUGUUGAUAAUAUGUAUCGAUUUGAAGGCACUGGUUUUUCAAACAUUCCUCAGCUUAUAGAUCAUCACUAUACCACAAAGCAGGUCAUCACUAAGAAGUCAGGUGUCGUUCUGCUGAAUCCUAUUCCUAAGAAAACUCUACAAAAAUUCCUCUUUAGCCUGGACCAGGAUAAGAAAUGGGUUCUCAAUCAUGAAGAUGUCACAUUGGGAGAGUUACUGGGCAAGGGAAAUUUUGGUGAAGUAUUUAAGGGCACAUUAAAGGAUAAAACUUCCGUUGCUGUUAAAACAUGUAAAGAAGAUCUUCCUCAGGAACUGAAAAUAAAAUUUUUGCAAGAAGCCAAAAUUCUCAAGCAAUAUGAUCAUCCCAAUAUUGUCAAACUUAUCGGAGUUUGCACACAAAGACAGCCUAUCUAUAUCAUUAUGGAACUGAUUCCAGGAGGUGAUUUCCUCUCCUAUCUGAGAAGAAAGAAAGAUGAAAUAAAACUGAAACAAUUAGUGAAAUUUUCAUUAGAUGCUGCUUCUGGUAUGUCAUAUCUCGAGAGUAAAAACUGUAUACACAGGGAUCUUGCUGCAAGAAACUGCCUGGUAGGUGAAAAUAAUGUUCUGAAAAUCAGUGACUUUGGAAUGUCUCGUCAGGAGGAUGGUGGAGUGUAUUCAUCUUCUGGCUUAAAGCAGAUUCCCAUUAAAUGGACAGCACCAGAAGCUCUUAAUUAUGGGAGAUACAGUUCUGAGAGUGACGUGUGGAGCUUCGGCAUCCUCCUCUGGGAGACCUUCAGCUUAGGCGUCUGUCCGUACCCUGGAAUGACAAACCAGCAAGCACGCGAGCAAGUGGAAAGAGGAUACCGAAUGUCAGCCCCUCAGCACUGUCCAGAGGACAUCUUUAAAAUUAUGAUGAAGUGUUGGGAUUAUAAACCUGAGAACCGCCCCAAGUUCAGUGAACUUCAGAAGGAGCUCAGUGUCAUCAAGAAGAAAUUCACAUAGUGACGGGACGGUGCCCGAUGCAGCCGUCAGGACACACCGUUCUCCUCGUUAGCCAUGAGUUCGUACCACGUUACCUGCAACAGUCUGCUAAGGUUAUUUUUUUAUUAACUGGUUGUUGUUUUUAAAUAUGUGCCACUUAAAAAAAAAAAAAAGGAAAAUGCAUUCAAGAAACAGACAGUCCUCCCGAGGGCUUUUCUAGCUCAGACAGCACUCUUGCUGCUUCCGGCCACUGUAAUAGGCAAGCACAGGCUCCCGUGGGGGAGGACAGAGGCUUCUCAGACUUUUCUCCUCCAGGCCCAGGUCAUGGCUGCCGUCCUGUGCCACAGACCUGACUCACUCGGUGCUAUGAGCCGCCUUGGUAACGCCAUGUUUGCAGGACACCUCCCAACCAAAGUUGGCGCUCUGCUCUGCCAAGGCAUGGUUAUAUUUGUAACAUCAUUUUCUAUUGGGAAUUAUUGGGCCCUCCUAGGGAUUUUCUUCAUUGCCAGAAGUAACUGCAGUGUAAGAAUCCUCACACUCCUGUAUUAGUGUUGUCAUUUCCCUCCUCUGUUUGGGCAUCAGAAAGCCAUGCAUCAGAUGCCCUCAAACAGCACACACCUAGCAUUGAGGCAGCAGCUUUUAAAGGGUUUUUUAGAAGCUGCGACAGCAGGAAGUCAGGACAGGAGGGUGGUCUAGAGAAAAAGAGCAGCUAGAGUAGAAUCAGAGAAGAAAAGGAAAACUUAAAAUGUCUUCUUAUCUGAGUUAUGCCCUUAGAAACAUGCACCCAUUCCCUCUUUAUUUUAUGUUCUGCGUUCACGAAACAAGUUCUAAGAAAUGUUUUUCAGGAGCUUAUAAAGGCUUCUUAAUGACAACAACAAAUUUUUAGAGAAACUACAAAGCACAAGCCCACAGAAUCAACAGCAUACUUUUGGUGAAGCACCUGCACCUCUUAGGAGGUGUCCAGAAUUUAAUUUCCUUUAUGGAGCCAGUUCCCUGAGCUGUCAGAAUUGCAUGGUCCUCGUUCAGAAACACGCUCCUGUGUGCACGUGUGCACACACUACCACCAAGCAAGGCAGGUGUGAAUGGAGUAAAUGGUUAAGAAGACAGGUGGACACUAUUGAGAGAAAAAAUACAGGAAAGCCUCCUCUCUCCAUUUUCCCCCUUUGUUACCCUUAUGCCACUACCUGGGAACCCGUAUGCUUAGCAGAAGUGUGCAAGCACAGCGCUCGCUGGAGAUGCUUCAUGUGAAAAUGUAACAGAGUUAGAUCUAGGAUUCUGUUGUGCUGAACCUUAGCUGCGUCCAGGGAACUUAUCCCAUGCUCUGUAUAUAGUUGCCUCUCAGGAUUGUGUGGAAGAGAUGGUCAGGCUCAGGGGUGAAUGUGGCUUGGGAACCUUAAGUGCUCAGGCAUGUGUGCAGAUAAAUAGCACCUUAGUGAUUGUUUCAUCUUGGUUUAUUGGAAGAGCUUAUGGGAAAGAAAAUUCCUCUUGUCCCCUCCAGCUAUUUGCUGCCUGUGAAUAUCAUUGCACAGAACUCGCACACAGUGCUCUAGAAAGUAGAAAGGAUAAUACUGAAGAGACAAAUGGCUUGUCUAUCAUUUCAAUCUUCUUGCAAGUUCUGUACACAUCUAAUGAUUACUACAUUCAGACUAAAACAAAAGCAUGAUAAACUUACCCUCAAAAAUAUAUCGCGAUAUUCAAAGCAAUUUUUAAAAUCAGAACCAUUUUCCCUUCUGUCAAAUAAUGUAAAUAAGUGGAACCUUCUGUUGGUGGCAUAUACUGUGGUAGGUAAGAGCACCGACUCAUGAAUUAAAAUUAAGUGCUGUGGUCUUCAGGCCCUUGUCAGCCUUUAAACAUAAGAAUGAGCUGGGACAUUUCCACCCUAUGCCAGUGUUUCUAAGCGAAUCUUUCCACAAUAUUUUUUGUUUAUAGAGACCAGCCUUCCAUCACUUACCAGCCUCAGUGCUGAGCUCUCAGCAAGGAGAGAGGAGGAUGGUUUGGGCUGUAAUUUUGUGAACAAGACCUGAAGCUUAAUCUUUGCAUUCUGGUUUAAAGAAGGAACACGGUAUUGACAUUUCACUCAUCCUGGCUGUUAGAAUUUACAAUUCACAUCAUAACUCUGAGCUUAAAUUAAAGCAGCUUUUCAAAAUACCGUGACAUCUGCAGCAUUUAAAUUCCACUUUAUUCUGUGUCCCAGAGCAGGCGGUGGUAUAGUUCAGGAUUAAUAACUCACAGGGAGUCUUUCAGGAUCAUACCAGUUGUAAAGAAUAUUAAAUUUAAUAUGGGCACAUGCAUCGAGAAAAACUUACGCAAACCAUUUUUUUUACUGUUAAUUCUCUUGCACUUAAAGCAUAAUUUAUUCAUACCUUCUGUCACUGAUAAUUAUUGGAAUUAUGUACGUUAGGGAGUUAAUCCAUACCCAAAAAACACACACAUAAAUACUGUUCUGAAUUUGCAAGUUGAUGUAGAAAAAGGCGGCUUCAGAAAUGUACAAAAUCCUAUCAGUUAUAUAGUAGAAAACAGUUGUAACAAAAAUUGCCACUGGUCUGAAUGUAAUUAAGCCAGGUUGCAAAUCUUGGUGGUGUUAAUGGAUUAUUCAAGAGGUGCAUUUAUCACUCCCAUACAGUUCCUGUCAUAACUCCUUAAAUUUAUGAGUACGGAGGGGGUGGGGGGGUCCCAGGCUGUCUGAAUCUCACCUACAUUUUUCUAUCUUGAGGCUUUAUGAAAAAUAUUCAGCUAGUUCAUCAUUUUCAAGGAAAGAAAUCUUUUAAUGUCAAAUUAACAUUUAUUACCAACAUGUGGAACCUAAAAUUAAUUUUGUAUUUGAAUAAUCUGAGAUUACUUCCCAAAGCCAGCGAGUUCCUUCUCUUCCAGGAAAACAAUAAUAAAGGAUUGACGGGUUUUGUUUAAACUUUCAAAACCAGAGGCUGUGUUUCAGCCCAUCCUGCCACCGGCUCCCCAGUAUAAGGCCUCAUGUGAUUAUUUCUCCUUUAUCUCCCAAAUUUAAUAUAAGCAAUAAAGUUCCUCAUUCAUAAUUCACCAUUUUAUCACAAAUAAGUAGAUCAGCACAGACCAUGAGCCAAAUUGUAUUAGCUACUGUUCAGCGCACAUUUCACAAUUGUUUUUUUUCAUUUGAGCCUUAUCUUAGAAGAAAAAAGGUUUAGUCACCAAAAUGAUUUUAAUUUUCUUUAAACCACAAUCUGGUUUUCUUGUCUAUGUUAUACUCAUGUUUCAGUGUUGCCAUAUAGUUUUAUAUAAAGUUGGGCCACCACCACUGAAAUAACUAUGCUUCACCAUACUGGUGUGAGUGUUGCACACUGAGGACCUGGCAGUGGGAUAAACAUAAAUUGUACGUCACUGUCAUUCAGAGUUGCUCAGCCCUUGCACUUCACUGUCCAUUCCUGUGCAUCCCCGGAAACCCUACUUAGUGUGCAUAUAAUCUUAGUACACUGCUUUGUGGCCAUGGGUCCUUGUGGAGUGAGAUUGAAAUUUUCUGAAAAGAGAUGUUUGCCUCAGCCCUCUUUUUUUAUUUUUCACAUACCCCCUUGAUCACAUGGUUGGUAUUUCUUAUUAACAAAAUAUUUCUUAUUAACAAAACUGAUUGUCCAUACGCACCAUUCUGAGUCCUGUAGAGACUGACUUUUGUAUUUAGGAGGCCAGAGCUCUCACACAAAACACAAUAAUGCAAAACAAAAAGGGCAACAAAGGGACAGACAAUUGAAAGACACUUUUCUUUAUGUACUAAUAUGUUAAUUAAAUGGAAAUAGAUUUUAUAUGAAAAUGAGUUUAUAUUACUUUUCCAUUAUACUAUUAAGUUAGCAUGAAAGUUUACCAUUAAAAUAAAGUGUUACCUCUUUUAUUACUAACUUUGAUUUGCUUAUACAUACCAGAAUUUUUUAAUUAAAUAUUUUAAUUUUAUUUAUUUUUGUUUUGAUGAAUUUCAUAUCAAGUCUAAAUACUCUACUAUUUGGAAGAAUCCAGAGCUGCAUAGUCAUUUUUGCAGAGGAAAAUACUCAUGUACCUACUUGAAAGAGAUAUUGGUACAGUCCCAUAAAAUUGUCGUUUAAAAAAUAAUGCUAUAAUAUAAAAGAUGUAUAAACUAUAUGUGUUAGUCAUAAUUCAAUUUAAGGAAAUAUUUAUUACCCCUUGAAAACCAUCCUACUGCCUCAUGCUGAUUCAGAGAUUAAAUUCUGAACUGUUAAGUAUAGACACUAAGAUGCACUUAGCUUUCUAAGAAGGACUGAGAUUCUCGGGUAGUAAAAAAAUCUGAUCUGAAUUCCUAGUCACUCUAAACUGUGGCGUAGUAAUGAGCAUGGGCUUCAGUGGAUCUGUCCACAGGCACAGAGGAAAGGACCGCUUAUUCCAAGACAGGAUGAUGCCGCCCUUACGGAGAGUGUAGACAAAUUAAAGUGGAACAAAGACUUGAGCAGUGUCACUAGAAAGCCUAAGGAAAACAGCGCCACCAAGCCAGAUCCUUUCCCACAGAAAAUUAAAAAAGAGGUCACCUGCCAGCAUGUGGGCCUCAGUGAGCCGACCACACACCUCUCUCCCUUGCAUUUGGAGCAGGUUUAUAUCCCGGGCUCGCAGCUGCUGCUGUGCUGGGCGACAUGUAUACUCAUUGUCCUGCCCACUGAAGGACUGGGUGGUUUGUCUUCGGACUUUUAAAGAGACUACUCAAAGUCUCUUUAUAUUUGCAGUAGUUAUAUUUACUACUUCUUUAAGAUCACUGAUUAUUCAUACCUUAUUGGAAAUCUUUGGUUGCAAUGGGGCUUCACCUGGGCUAAUCUCCUAGAGGAAAGCAUAUUUAGCCCUGGUUCACCCUGUGACUAAUGUUAACUAAUUGGCUCCGAGAGUUACCCCCAGAGGGACCUCACUGUGAUGAGCUCUACUCUGGGAAAACAUGAAAUUAAGCAGGGCCGUAGGAAAAUACCAAUUACAUAGCAAUGCUCCGUGUCUUUAUAUAGUAACAUUGGAGCGAAAGGAACCUUAGAAACAGCCCACAGCCAGUCAUGGUACAGCACCGCUGAGGACAGAUGCAAAAGACAGAGAACAAGACAUCUAGACAGGAGGACUGACCGACAUGAAGGGCAGUGACAGUACUGGCCCCAAGUGACUCAAAAGCAGCCUCCAAGUAAAUGCAGCAUCAGUAUGGGAAAGCUAAUCCUCAGAGAGGGUUUUUGAGGCGCUUCCUGCUGCAUGUUAUUAAAUAUUACAAGCCUCUCAAAUCUCUACAACAUUUCUUAAAGAGCACUGAAUUGGAUAUUGAUUUGAUUUUCUUUAUGAUCCCCAUAAUCUCAGGAGGUGGCCACUGCUGAAGGAGAAUUGCCCUCGCUCGGUUUUGCUGUCAGGCUGCAGUCAUGGUAGUAUACUGACUGCCCACGCCCUGAGCAAUGGCGUAUGUGCCCAGGGUAGCCAGCAUUGGAGGAAAUUUGCUGUGAAAGCUCCUACUUCUUAUUUUAUCAAAGAAAAAAUGUCUUGUGGGUGUUUAUGCUUGCGACAUGAAGACAGAUUUAGUGUCCCUCCUUGCCAGCAAACUAGCAAGAGCCCCCAAACAAGAAUAUUUAGGACUCACUCUAAAAAGAUUGGAAUCCUGAAUUUCUAAACUAUCUUCCCAAACAUUGCCAUUGAGGCCAGCAGAUGUGAGUGUUCUACAAAGUAAUAAAAUGUCCUAAGUGAUAGUAAAGGCCCUGGAGCAGAGUUUUGCAAUAUGUUUUCCCUCAGCUUCAUCCAUUCACAGGCUUUUCGUUAACAUCUGCCAUGUCGGGUACAAGGAGCCAUGCUGCCCGCUAGUUUUUCUGGGGCGUUUUGGGGGGAGGGGUUGUUUUGUUUUACUUCUGGUAUUUCCUUUCUCAUAUUCAGUUUCUUAAUCCUUACUUUACCAAAACAGAAAAGCCUUUUAUGGUCAGCUUUUAUCAGAUGGUGUCAUAAUUGGCUUAAACCAAAGAGUUUCUCCUCAGGAGCUUAGGAGGCCCUGCCUUAGUAGGCACUCCCAGGCAUCCAUUACCAGGCCAACUGCACACACACUAUGUGAGAGGCCGAGCUUAGAAUACAAAGAAAGCCUAGCUGUGGUCCUUGAGGCAGAGACGGGAGGGUUAGGUGGCAGUUUUGUGUGCUGAGUGACACUAUCCAUAGAAGAGGGAGAUUUUCCCAGGACAGAAAGAUCACGGUGAGCAGGGGCACCCCGGGGAACAGCCUAUUGACUUGGCUGAGUAAGCUCAUUGGGUGACCUACCCCCAAAGAAUGUUCAAACACUAACAAUGAUUCCUGUCCCUUAACCCCUUGAAAGUACUGGACUUUUCCACUUCACUUUUCUGUGCCAUUAUUUUCUGUUAAUUUCUUUCACACUCCUCUUGUCAGUAAAUAUCUAAAAGUAGUGUUUUAAUUGUGCCAUGUUAAUGAGUUUUCCCAUAGCUUCAGAAAAGGUAGCAAAUAUGAAGCCUUAAGUUCAAAAUAAGCCAGUCAAUCUAGAUCCCAAAGCACCGUCGUGCUAAGACAUCAGUUAUUCUCUACAAGUUUCCCCAAAGCAGCACCCUUCCUAAAAAGCCAAACAUCACACCUGCUCCUAUUUGUCAAGAACAUCUUUAGUGUCAGAGUAGGCACAUUCUAGACCCUAUCCACGGCAGAUUCUAAAAUGACAUCCUAGGAAGCCAGAGUUCGACCACGAAGCUGACAGCGGAAACACUGCUUCACUCCAUUGUCCUCAGAGACAACACCAACGCAAAACUCUAACCAUUGGGUAGUCCACCCGAUCAGAGGAGAUGCCUUAUUUUGAAAACAUAGGAAAGAUGUUGGUAGGAAAUGUCAAUGUUAUGAGCCACAGAGGGUAGGUGUCAGGUGGCCAUGAAAAGAAAUCCCAGUUCCCACACUGGACCAGCAAAACUCUAAGAAUUAAAAACAAGGUAGCGUAUGACUCCAACACCCCAUUAUUAAUAUUUUUUCAUGUAGCUCUUGUCAAAUUGUACAAACUUGGGGUCUUCUUUUGAGUUGCAGGAACAAUCUUUACGAAACAAAAAAACUAAAUUCCCCCCAACUGGGGCUUCAAUUUCUAAGUACCCUACAUUCAGACCCUUAGGGACUGAGAGGGAGCCUAAAUCAUUCCUGAGAUCCCAGGCAGAAGGACCGUCCUGGCAGUCUCCACCAGCUCACCAAUCCAGUGCUUUUGUUCAUUUUUAAACACAGAAGUGGAGAAGAAAAAUACCCCAUUAGGUAGAAAUGGUCUUUUACAACUAAUUUGACUUGGUAGAAAUAAACUUGCCUGCCUGCUCUUAAGAAAUGCCAGACCGUGGUGAGCAAGUGCAGAGGGCACAGUGCCCUGAGCCAUGCUUCAUAGGACUGUGUUGUCUUCUCCUCACCCAAGAAUAGCAGUUUUUACAUGUAAACUAUAGGACAUGGCGGCCCCUCCCCUGCCAGUUGGAGUGGCUUUGCUUCAGCUGCAAGCAGAAGACCACUUCCAACAGCAGUGAACUUAUUUGUCCUAAUUCCUUCUCAGAUGCUAGGGCUUUCACACUGGCCAGUUUCAGAAAAUAUGCAUGUUUAAAUGAAAUUCACUAUUUUUGGCUUUAGUGUCAAAGAGAUUGGUUCUGCAAGAUUUACCUGAUUCCCCAUAACAAGUAUAUUUUAUAGCCUUAUGAUUCUAAAUCCACUCCCCAGUAUAGUUAGCUCACAUCAAAUCAAAAUCAGAGAUAAAGAGGAACUGGUAGGGAGGGGUCUUGGUUAUUUCAAAUUCAUGACCAAAGUCGCCAAAGACAAAACUCCCUUUCACAUGAUGACCAUUUCACGUCACUAUAUGAAAUGUCAGUUACCCAAUACGAUCCUGUGACAAAAUCAGAUGCUCACCAUGGACCAAUGCCAGGAGCCCUGUACUUUAUUUACAUGGGCCAUUUCUAGUCAUUUUCCUCCAUAAAGCAUUGAGAUUUCUCACUGGAACAACUUUAUGAUUCAGGUACCUAGAAAUCUUACGUUUAAUCUAUGUUUAACGGUAUUGAAUUAGAUGGCCUGAUUCAGCAACAUGAGUGCAGUGGGGGUUGGUGGUGGUGUGAAUUCUGCCGACUUCAUCUUACGGUUUUCUCUGUGUUUUUCUUGGUUGGGUGUGAUGAGUACCCUGACUGGAACUCUCCAAAGUCAUAGCCAUACAACCACAUAGGGUUAGGAAAAGCCAGGUAAAUGCAGGAGAACAAAAUAAAGUUGUCCAAGUCCCAAGAACAGCACCUACUUCUUCAAGAACCUAAGCAAACCGAAAGCAAAGAUCCAAUGUACACAUGAUGCCCAGGCCCUUUCCUGGGCAGCCCACUGGCCUGAGGCCCUGCACUCCUCCCUGCAUAGGCCUGCAGCGAGCGGCCCCAGAAAUGUCAUUUCCCGUUGCUUCCUCUUCCCUUUGUGAGAAGAUGCGUUCAGGUUGAUGGGGUGAUGGGGUGAUAGGGUGGUGGGGUGGGCGUGGAGCCUGCCCCUGGGUACAGAGGUUCUGUCUGCAAAGCAUUCUGAGCAAAGCCCUCCCGUGGUUUACACAGUUUCCUUUUAGCACCAACAUUGUCGGGUUAAAGCACCUUUAGUCUUUUUUGUUAUUGCUUUAAAAUAAUAUAUUUGUGAAGUGUAUAAAAGAAACACUGGAAAUAGGGUGCUUCUUAUAAAAAGUUCAAGUGUAGAACAUGCCAACAAGGCCUUUGGUGAGUUUAUCUAGCUUUGUGAGCAAGUCUGAAAAAUGAACGAGAGCGAAAUAUAUAAAGCAGUUAGUUGUCUGUCUUUUACCAUUUUUAACUCAGAUCUGUAUUUAACACUUAUUUAUUUGUUAGUUUUUACAUUCGGAAGAAAUACACUUUGAACUUUGGCUAACAUUGUAGGAUGUUUUUAAAUUGUUUUCUACUUUUUUAAAACGUGACUUCAUCACUUUUGUACUUUGAGCAUUUUUGAACAGCCCCUUUUCCCCUUCCACGGACCAAUUACCACUGAGAGUUCUGCAGGCCCUUUUUUUUUUACUGUAUUCUUAUAAUAAAUGUAAAAUAUUUGUAGCAAA